UUGGGGCGUGUGCUCGCAUGGGGCACGUAUCGCAGCCAGGCGCAGGUGCCUUUUGAAGGCGCUCAUCGCGACCAAGCAGGGCUUGGAAUUUUUCCUAUCGGGCAAGCGUGCUCGGCAUUAUUUUCCACUGGACGGCCAGUUGUCGGCAUUUCCUGUCGGACGACCGUGUCCGGCAUUUCCUGUCGGGUCAUCAGAGGGUGCAAGAAGAAGAAGCAUCCACCGCUGCUGCUGCCAGGCGAGGGUGCUCGUGGGCACCUGACUGCAUCGCGGCCGGGAGAGGGCGCCUGGACGAGGCGUCACCGGCGACUGGGCGACGAAGCGCAGCAUACAUCCCGACAAUCUAACGGUGCCAAACGGUCGGGCUCUGGCACAACACCUUCGGGUGGAGCAGUUCUCUCUAGCGAGACUGCGCUUGCACUACCGCUCGACUGUUUCGUCAUAUUCCUUGGCGGGACAGUUCCUAAACCUUUCCUCCAUUCCAUUCCUGCACGACUCAAUCCCUGGACGGCUCACCUCGGGACCGUAGGGACAGUUAGGGACCGUAGGCCAACAAUCACCUUCCUGCAAGAUGAAGAAGGCACAAGACCAGACAGAGAGGAGCGAAGGAACCAGGACAAGAAAGCUAAAGAGGCGGAACCAUCUGGAGCGACCACAGCUACUGCUUCGAGUGGAACAACUCCUUCAAGUGGAGCCACCACCGAUACGUCCACAUGCACGUGGGACUCAGGGGCGUCCAUGGCAACGACAAGCAACAGGAUGGACACCAGUGGUACGCAGGCCAGCACCGCACAACAAUCCGUUAUAUCCAGGAGUGAAACGGUAGUCGAAAAAGUAGGUCAAAGGACCGAAGAAGCGGCAUCGUCAAGGACAGUAAUCGGGCACACUAGUGACAAAGGGUCACAGAGAGAGCUCGAACGAGCACAGGCAGCUGCUGCCUUAGCCAAGUCUCAAUUGGAGUUGGCACGUCUCAACCGAGAAGAGGAGAUCGACUCGAGUGAGGAUGAUGAAGAGCGGAAUACUCAGGUGGAACCUUUCGUAAGGAGUUGGGUUCAACAGACCAUAAUGAGCGCGCCGGUUAGUGUAACGCAACCCGAUAUUACUGAUAAGGAAGCGUGUAAAGGAUCACGCCGCAAAAGGGCGGAGAUCGAGCGCAACCAAGGAAAUGCACAGAAAACACACGCGAGUGAGGUGUCAGAAUUGACCGAAGCGAUUGUGAGUGCAAUAAAGAUAGCGGGUAAAGAUAAGUCUUCCCAGCUUCAUUUCCUCCAGGAAUUACCGGUGUUCGAUGGAGACCCGGGUGAAUGGAUAGUUUUCAAAACGGUGUUUGAAGACACGAGAAGCCAAUUUUCAGGGGUGCAGAAUGUCGCACGCCUUAGGAGGGCAUUAAAGGGCACCGCUAAGGAAGCGGUUAAGUCGUUGUUGUUUACUUUGUCUGAACCUGAAGAAAUAAUGAACGCUCUCGAAAGAAGAUUCGGUAGGGUUGAGAUGCUCAUUUUAGCCGAAAUUGAGAAUGUAAGACGUUUGCCAAGAUUGGCAGAAGAUUGCCGGAAUAUAGGAUCUUUUGCAAGUCGUAUUACGAACGUGGUUGCCAUAAUACAAGCAUUGAAUCAACCACAGUAUUUAUACUCACCGGAGUUAGUAAACCGCAUAGUCGAGAAACUUGGAACUAUGAUUAAAUUUAAAUGGUUUGAAUAUCGAGCUCAGCAUCCUUUGGAGCCAGAGUUACAGAAGAUGGCCAAGUUUUUAAAUUUAUUGAGUGAACAAUUUGGAACGUCCUUAAGCAAUGAAAAUGUGCCUGAAAAACGGAAGCGUCCUGAAUUCAGGAAGCAAACUGUACACACCGCAAAGGGGUCUGUACGCAACCGUUUCAAGAGCGAGCGCUAUGAGCGCCGAAGUAAUACGAGCGAGCGUCUAGAACGCCGAAAUAAUAAAGGGCACAACCGACAAGUGGUUAUGAUAACCCAGGAUAAGCCUGUAAGUCGGGUAACACAUAAGUGUGUUAUAUGUAACAAGGAGCACUCUAUAGUGAGUUGUUACAAGUUUAAGGACAUGAAUAAUCGCGAGAAAUGGGAAGCGGUUAAAAAAGCGAAAGUAUGUUUUCAAUAUUUGUCACCUAACCAUAUGAGGUUAGAGUGCAAAGGGAAAAAAUGUGGUGUAAAGGGAUGUAGAAUGUCACAUCAUCGAAUGCUACACCGAUACCCCAAUGGAAAUACCUCACCGCAAGGGGACGAGGGGGGUAAAGAGGCUCAAAUUACAACUGUUAGUACAGUGAAUGCACUGGCAUGUGCAUACAUAAAGAUUAUACCGGUCGAGUUGUAUGGACCUAAAGGAAAGGUCAAGACCACAGCUCUUCUGGAUGAAGGAUCAACCAUGACACUCAUAGAGGAGUGGAUGGCUCAGAAGUUAGCGCCUCGCGGACGUAAAGAAGAAUUACGUAUUGAAGCCGUGGGAGGUAAGCGAAUUAACGACGACAGUUCGUAUCGCUUAAACGUUAAGAUAAAAGGCAUUUACUCGAACGACUUAGAAGAGAUAAGUGUACAAACAAUUAAGUCACUUAACCUUUCUCCGCAGUCAGUGAGUCGAGAAUUAUUGCAACGGUGUUCUCAUUUGACCCCGAUUAAGGACGAGUUGAUUUAUGAGAGGUCCAGACCUACCAUAUUAAUUGGCCAGGACAAUUGGCAUCUCAUAGUUACUCGUGAAUUAAUAUCAGGAGGUAAGAACCUACCUGUAGCAUCGCUCACAAAACUUGGAUGGGUUUUACAUGGUCACAUAUCGGGUGGCAUUAAACCAAUCAAGAUUGUUAACCACAUUUCCACCAAGAAGGAGGAGGACAUGGAUAAGUUGAUCAAGUAUUAUUUUAGUUUGGAAUCUCUGGGAGUGUCUGCGCGAAAGCCCGCGAACGACCCAGAAGAACGAGCUUUAAAUAUUUUGAGCAAAACGGUACGUCGUAUACCUAAUAAUAGGUACGAGACUGCUUUGUUAUGGCGCACAGAUAAUGAGUGCAUGCCGUCGAAUAGAGCGCAGGUUGAAAGUCGCCUGUUUAAUAUCGAAAAGAAGCUCGACAAAAAUAGCGAGUUGAAAAAAGAAUAUGAGAAGCAAAUUGAAAAUCUCAUCGUUAACGGUUACGCAGAGAAAGCGAACCAUAUUUCCAUUUCCCCACGCACGUGGUAUCUUCCUCACUUCGCAGUGACUCAUCCACAAAAAAGGAAAAUAAGAAUAGUUUUCGACGCCGCCGCUAGGACGGGCGGACGUUGUCUUAAUGAUGCAUUGUUAACCGGACCGGACUUAUUGAAGUCGUUAUUUGGCGUUCUGCUACGAUUCAGAGAAGGAAGCGUGGCAGUGAUGGCAGACAUUAGAGAAAUGUUCCUGCAAGUGAAAAUCCGGGAAGAAGACAGGGAUAGCCUUCGAUUCUUAUGGCGGCACAAGCGUGACGCGCCACCGGAAGAAUAUAGAAUGACACCCGUUGCUGAAGGCGUCGGCAAGGGAGAAUUACACACCUUCACGGAUGCUAGUGAAAAAGCAUACGCUGCCGCGGUGUAUUACGUCAUCACGGACGAGCUAGGAGAAAGGCGGAUUACGCUGAUCGCCGCAAAGGCAAGAGUAGCGCCGCUGAAACCAAUUUCUAUUCCAAGGCUUGAAUUGCAAGCAGCUCUUAUGGGCAGCAGAUUAGCUGCAUCAGUUAUUGAAGAGAGCAAGUACGAGAUAUCCGAGAGAGUAUUUUGGACGGACUCACGUACAGUGUUAGCGUGGAUUAAGUCAGAUCCUCGCGCUUUUAAACAAUUCGUUGCUCAUCGAUUGGCUGAGAUCGAAGAUCACAGUAAACCAUGUGAAUGGCGAUGGGUUCCAACGUCACAAAACGUGGCAGACGACGCCACUAGAAAUUUUCCUUCCACCUUCGAUGUAAGUCAUCGCUGGUUUCAAGGACCUGAAUUCCUCAGGAAAAGUCCUGAUUUAUGGCCCAAACAAGUGGACACCAUAAAUAGCUUAGAAACAGGUGAAGAAAAAUCGCCAAAAGGCGUAAAUGCGCUGAGAAAGCAAGAACCGUUGAGUCUACCCGACUACGGACGAUUUAGCAGCUUUAAAAUAUUCCUUGGGGAAACUACACGCACCUUACAAGCGGUAGAAAAAUUCAAGAGUUUAAGAAAGUCGGUUAAAGGACCCGACAACGCAGCCGAAAAGUCGGUUAUGUGUUCCAACGAAGUUUUGCAAAGUCGGUUAAAGGACCCGAUAGCGCGUUGGACAUAG
This is a messenger RNA of Parnassius apollo (apollo), 4245 nucleotides long. Lineage: Eukaryota; Metazoa; Arthropoda; Insecta; Lepidoptera; Papilionidae. The record is from the annotation of a GenBank genome assembly.